Messenger RNA from Priapulus caudatus, 1916 nucleotides. Its product is annotated as 26S proteasome non-ATPase regulatory subunit 14. Gene Ontology annotation, molecular function: protein binding; proteasome binding; metallopeptidase activity. Gene Ontology annotation, biological process: proteasome-mediated ubiquitin-dependent protein catabolic process; protein deubiquitination. The record is from RefSeq and is a predicted model, not a curated record. Lineage: Eukaryota; Metazoa; Priapulida; Priapulimorpha; Priapulimorphida; Priapulidae. Gene Ontology annotation, cellular component: proteasome regulatory particle, lid subcomplex.
GGUGGCGCCGUCGAUGCGCCCGUCGUCGACACGGCCGAACAAGUGUACAUCUCGUCGCUCGCGCUGCUCAAGAUGCUUAAGCACGGCCGCGCCGGCGUGCCGAUGGAGGUGAUGGGACUGAUGCUGGGAGAGUUUGUCGACGACUACACGGUGCGAGUCAUCGACGUGUUUGCGAUGCCGCAGUCCGGCACGGGCGUCAGCGUCGAGGCGGUCGACCCCGUCUUCCAGGCGAAGAUGCUCGACAUGCUGCGGCAGACGGGCCGGCCCGAGAUGGUCGUCGGCUGGUACCACUCGCAUCCCGGCUUCGGCUGCUGGCUGUCCGGCGUCGACAUCAACACGCAACAGAGCUUCGAGGCACUGUCGGAGCGCGCCGUAGCCGUCGUCGUCGACCCCAUACAGAGCGUCAAGGGCAAGGUUGUGAUCGACGCGUUCCGGCUCAUCAACCCGAACAUGAUGGUGCUGGGCCAGGAGCCGCGUCAGACGACGUCCAACCUCGGCCACCUGCAGAAGCCGUCGAUACAAGCGCUCAUACACGGCCUCAACCGACACUACUACUCGAUCUCGAUCAACUACCGCAAGAACGAGCUCGAGCAGAAGAUGCUGCUCAACCUGCACAAGAAGAGCUGGAUGGACGGCCUGCGGCUGCACGACUAUGCCGACCGUUGCCGCGGCGACGCGGCGACGGUGCGCGAGAUGCUCGCGCUCGCGCGCAGCUACCAGCGCGCGCUCGAAGACGAGGAGACGAUGACGGCCGAGCAGCUCGCCGUGAAGAACGUCGGCAAGCAGGACCCGAAGCGCCACCUGGAGGAGUGCGUCGAGGUGCUGAUGACGGGCAACAUUGUGCAGUGCCUCGGCGCGAUGCUCGACACGGUCGUCUUCAAGUGAGCGGGCGGGCUGGGCGGGGCAGGCCGGGCAGGCUGGCCAGCGUGGAUACUUACUCAUGCCUCCUGUGUGACAGGCUUACCCAUAGCUCUUACUAUACAUAAUAUAUCAAUACAUAUUAUACAUCGACACGGUCGUGUUCAAGUGAGCGGGCUGGGCGGGGGAAUACCUCCUCGCGUUUUCUCUGACGUGCAUAUAUCGAUGUUCGAUCGAUAUCGAUGUUCCCCUUUACUAUACAUAUAUGGCUGUGAAGGGCGUGCCUAGCAGGGCACACGGUUGGCCACCUGUAUUUGAAUGCCACAUUUUUGCGAGAGCCAGGAUUUGGCCUUUAUUUGCUCGUGUGUAAUGUUUAGGGUGGGGUAGACUUGUCACAGGGGGGUAAGGAGGUAGCACAAGGGAGCAGGAGAUUGCUGGUCCGGUAUACGUUGGGUGCGCUUUCACAGUUUACGCACCGAGAGAGCGAAUCUGGCCGGGGUGGGGAGGUGGCAUCGGCGGUCCGUUUCUCGUGGCGGUCGUCCGUUCGUUUGACACGUGUCACGCGGCUCUGAUGUCUAGAUUGCCGAUCGAAUCGGGAUUCUGUUAUCCUCUGUCGCCGCUAGACGUAUGCGCAUGCAUCUUCAUGCAGUGGCUCGUUUCAUGAUGUUGGGCGUGAAUUUUAAACCUGCGUUGCCAAUAUCGAGAGAUCAGCUCCAAGUUUUGCUGUAUCCUGGUGAGCCAUGUACGCGUGUUUUUUUGUAAAAGGGGUGCCUAUAUUCUUACUUGAUCUAUUCAGGUAGGUCCACAUUGUAUUUCCAGGUGUGAAACUCUUAAAACCAACAGAAUGGUUCUUUGUCAGUAUGAUGUCAUGUGUAUAAAUCCAUUUCGAGAACAAGACAUAUUUAUUGUCGCGCAUGCAUGAGUUGCGUAAAGUUUUGUUGUUGAGUGAUGUAACGAGGGAUGGGUUACGUGGGUAGCAAGUAUAUUUAUCAUAAUUUUGUGAUAAAUUAAAACUACACUAUUGUAGAUAUAAAUAAAGCCAUUGCUUAACAAAACCA